AUGGUUCUGGAAUAUAUCAGCCUAGCUCUCGGCCUCGAAGCCCUCGCUGAGCGAAUCGUAAAGCAAGUCCUCGAUCUGCCAGGGACACGAAGUCACUUCACAACUCUCAUUGGAGAACUGCAGACCUUGAAGCAUGUCCUCGAUCGCGUCAUGGAGUACGGAGAAGGGAAUGUUAGCCAGAAAACACAAUGGUCGCUCGAAAGGUGUAUCGACGAUACGAAAGAUACCUGCGAGGAGAUGGAACGGCUUGUGAAUAGAGUCAUACAUUGGAAACAAGCCUGGAUAGCGGACUUAAUGGGAAGCUUAGCGAAGAAACCUACCGAGGCGUUGUGUAGGAGAUUAGAGAGGAAUAAGAGUACGCUGAAUGUGUUACUUAAUGCUAUGAGGAUCGAAAGCAAAGGGCCUCCGCCUGAUUAUCCAGAGGGUCGUAAGGAACCAUGUCCUCCUUAUACCAAAGCCCGCCAGGCUUUCAGCACAAUGAAGAAAGUGGCAGACGGGAUGAUGGUUGGUGGUGGGGUCCUGGCUAGUGUUGGGUUGAUAAUUAUGGCUGUGGUACAUGCGAUUAUUCCUGUCGCAGCAGCAGCAGUAAUUGGAGGCGGAAUAUUGUUAGGUGCAGGAGCAGGAACUUUAGUGGUCAGACGGCGAAUGAAGCUUUCUCGUUAA
This is a messenger RNA of Mollisia scopiformis, 663 nucleotides long. RefSeq lists its product as uncharacterized. Lineage: Eukaryota; Fungi; Ascomycota; Leotiomycetes; Helotiales; Mollisiaceae. The transcript is spliced from 2 exons. The record is from RefSeq and is a predicted model, not a curated record. The coding region runs from base 1 to 663 and encodes 220 amino acids.